AUGGCCCCAUCUUUUCCCGGUCUAAAGGCGUUCUUGACAGGCAACCAAGUAACAUCGAAGAACGACACGGUCCUGGCUGCGGACGGUACGAAGCUCCCAACCAUCCUGCACGUCACGGUGCACAAGGCGGAGAACUUGUACAAACCAACGUUGGCCGCCAUGGUCAAAUUCAAUCCCUACGUCUCCUGCUACCUCACGCCGAAUAAGCUUGCCAAACAAAGCACAGAACACGCCGUCUUCUCGACCGCCAGCCCCACGUUCGACACCGUUCUGUCCUUCACCUACAAGGGUGAGCCGUUGUUGGUGGUACAGGCCUGGGAUGCUGAUAUGAUCCGUCAUGAAUUUAUUGGGGAGAGUCCGAUGGAUCUGAUGUCAGUGAUUAAUAGUUCUUCGCGAUCAUGGACAGGUCCAGUCACCGUCUGGGGUAAAAAAGGGACCAUGGUUCGUGGUUCCGUAUGGGUCACAGUACAAUUCGAAGGUGGCACACCCUACGACCCAUCCUACCCCGCCGCACAUGUGUCUCAGACAGAGCUGUUCGAUCCCAAGCUCGCCUCCUCUCCAUUGACGAAUAUCACCUCCGCCGCCAAACAAGCUGCCUGGUGUUGUUAG
Gregarina niphandrodes is the source of this 609-nucleotide messenger RNA. Its product is annotated as C2 domain protein. The coding region runs from base 1 to 609 and encodes 202 amino acids. The record is from RefSeq and is a predicted model, not a curated record. Lineage: Eukaryota; Apicomplexa; Conoidasida; Eugregarinorida; Gregarinidae. The transcript has 2 exons.